This is a messenger RNA of Trypanosoma grayi, 2406 nucleotides long. RefSeq names its product ribosome biogenesis protein ERB1. The transcript has a single exon. Gene Ontology annotation, biological process: maturation of LSU-rRNA from tricistronic rRNA transcript (SSU-rRNA, 5.8S rRNA, LSU-rRNA); ribosome biogenesis. Gene Ontology annotation, molecular function: protein binding; ribonucleoprotein complex binding. Gene Ontology annotation, cellular component: PeBoW complex; preribosome, large subunit precursor. NCBI's taxonomy places the organism in Eukaryota, Euglenozoa, Kinetoplastea, Trypanosomatida, Trypanosomatidae. The coding region runs from base 1 to 2406 and encodes 801 amino acids. The record is from RefSeq and is a predicted model, not a curated record.
AUGCCCCCUAAGCGUGGCACCACGUCUCGUGGAGCGCGACGUCUCGAGACGCCGCGGAGCGCACGCAACAAAAGCUCAGCGGCAGACGAUGGCAGCAGCAGCAGCACCCCUCGAAAAGCAGCAGAAACCACAGCAGCGCCGGCUGAUGAAGUGCCCCUGUCGCCGCCACCGCAACAGCCAGCGGCUGGAGGAGAGGUGUUUGAUGAGGGUGUUCCGUCGACUGCUGCUGGCACAACUAUGUCGUUACGGGAUGAGAUCAUUUGGAGCGACGACGAUGAGGAUGAUGAUAAUGAUGUAUUCCUCUUUCCUGACGCGCAGGAGCUCGUGGGCGAGCCACUGCCCGAUCAAGACGUCAUUCGUGUCGGCACAACACAAAAGUUGGACGAAUCGGACAGCAGCGAGGACGAGGCAACACUAAACCGUGUGGGCGACAUCCCAAUUGAGUGGUACAAGGACGAGGCGCACUACGGGUACGACAUUGAGGGCCGCAGGCUGAUGAAGAGCGAGCGCUCCGCGCUUGAGCGCCUCUUAGACGCGACGGAUGACCCCAACGCGAUGCGCACCAUCUACGACGCCCUGCAUGACGAGAAAAAGGUGUUGAGCAAUGCCGACCUGCAAAUGGUAUUCAACCUGCAGCGCAAUCGCACACCAAACGCAAAAUACGACAUGUACGCGGAUGUAGUGACUGACACGGUCGAGUUUGACCCGCUCAACCAUCCACUGGCACGUGGAAGCGGGCCUUCCAAGAAGAAGUUCCUUCCGGCAGAGCACGACCUGAAGGUUAUUGCGAAGAUGGUGCGCCGCCUGAUGAAGUCGGGUGACACAGCGGAAGACGAGAAGAAAGACGACAAUGCGGCGGAUGAGCCUCUUGUGCUCUGGGACGACAGCAAGGUGGACAUGGACACCCACACGAAGUUCAAGUAUCAGAAUCGCGUGCCAAAGUCGAAGGUGCCGCCGCCAGGAACGUACGAAAGUUACCGCCCACCGCCGGAGUAUCUCCCGAGCGAAAAGGCACAGCAGCGAUUUGCCCGGCUCCGUGCAAUUGACAAAAAAGAGCACUUCCUUCCACAUGCAUUCAAUGCGCUGCGUCAUGUGCCCUUCUAUCACCACACCAUUCAGGAUCGCUACCAGCGAUGCCUUGAUCUUGCCUUCUUCCCACGCGCGCAGCGCACUCGCCUUGUCGUGGAUCCGUCGAAGCUGCUUCCAGAACUUCCGGACCCAAAGGAUCUGCGGCCUUACCCCGAGCGUCUCUCGUUCCAGUACAAGGGCCACACGGCGACGGUACGCAGCGUGUCUGUCAGCCCCAACGGGCAGUAUCUCGCGACUGGCUGCGACGACCACUUAGUGCGUGUGUAUGAGGUGCUGACGGGUCGCCUGAUGAAGCGGUAUGAUAUGGGUGCACCGGUGCAGCAGGUUGAAUUCUGCCCAGCUAAAUCGCUCAACAUCUUGGCGGUUGCGGUGGAAUACAGUCUUGUGUUCAUUGUGCCCAAGUUUGCCGCCCAUCAGUUGGUGAACGAGCACACGUUCCGCCACCUCCGCGCUCCUGGAAGCGCUAUGAUCGGCGCGAACAGUGAACACGUGGUCGGUGGAGAAGUGUCGUUGGGAGGAGGCGGCAUAACACAAACCACAAUGGAUAAGGAUGAGACGGCCCACCGCAUCCUGCAGGACUUGCACGACACCGAGGAGCGCGAGAAGCGGGCGGAGUUUGUGGAUGCAUCGGCGCAGGAACGCAGCGCUGGCAUCGUUGUCAAGAUUGCGCUGCACGGAAAGGUGAGACGUUUCACGUUCCACGCCCGCGGCGACUAUCUUUGCGCCCUCUGCCCGAAGGAUCACGUCAAAUACCGCCAGACGGUGAUGCUGCAGCUGUCCAAGCGAAAGGUGUUCUGUCCUUUCCGCAAGUUUUCAGAGGUGGUCACGGACUGCAAGUUCCAUCCACGCGAGCCGCUCUUCUUCCUAGCCACGACUAACUCGGUGCGGAUGUACAACCUCAUGGCGCACAAACUGCAGCGCCGCUACAAGGCCCCAGGUGGUGUCACGACCUGUCUGUCGGUGCACACGGAGGGUGAUAACUUUUUGGUUGGCGACACAACGAGCCACACACAGUGGUACGACUGCGACUUCUCCGAUAAACCCUACAAGCGCAUGCGCUCCCACAAGGGUGUGGUCAAUGCCGUAGGGUUCCACGUGAACACCAACGCCUAUCCGCUCUUUGCCUCGGGUGCGUCGGACGGCCAGGUCCACAUCUUCCACGGCAUGGUGUAUGACGACUACAACAAGAACCCACUGCUAGUGCCAGUGAAGAUACUAAAGCACCGCCGAGCGGUGUACUCCCUCGCAUGGCACCCCACGCUACCGUGGGUGUUUACCUCGACUGAAGACGGCAUUGUGUCGGCGUGGACUGAGUGA